AUGGAAGCCAUGAAUGACGGGAUCAUGCCGGUGGAUCAAGGCACAAUCUAUCGGGAUAGUAUGCAACAAGAUUCUCCUGAUUGGUUGAAAUUCUUUUCUGGCGGUGGUGGCGGACAGAAGAAAGUUACUCGAGAUGGUCAACCGGCGAAACGACGAGGCCCGAAGCCCGACAGCCGACCUGCCCUUACUAGACGGCAAGAGUUGAAUCGCCAGGCGCAAAGAACGCAUCGCGAACGAAAGGAACAGUACAUGCGAUCAUUGGAGACGGAGGUGUCGCGGCUACGAGAAGCCUACACGCAGGAUCUCUCGGCGGCCAAUUUAACGGUUCAUCAACAUCGGGAGAUGGUGCGAUCCUUGUCGGAGGAAAAUAAGAUUCUGAAAGACAUCCUCGCCAGCCAGGGCAUCAACUUCGAGGCCGAGGUCGAACGACGCAAAGCCGAACGCGCCAGCCCGACAUUCCAGCAACAUCACCAGCAACCGUUGACGAGUCCCUUUGCCAGUAGCAGCGUCAGCUCGCAGCCGCCCAACGUUGCACAGCCUGGCAGCAACUUGUAUACUACCCCUCCUGCCACGGUCACUCCCCCGACUACCGUUUCGGUCUCGUCGAGCGUUAGUCCUGGUAUGAACGGAGUAUCGCAUGUGGAUGUCUCGCCCACGCAGGAAUUGACGCCGCAAAAUCACUCACAUUACAACGCGCCAUGCGACGCGCUGGCCACUCUGGAUCGGAUAGCUCCGGCCAGCCGGCAACCGGCACACCCCAAUGGAAUUUUUGAAUCGGAUCCUCAAUUGCAGGUUGACUUUAUCCUAAAAUUGGAAGGACCAUGUCGCGAGCAUACCGAUUAUCUGUGUCGACGAUCGGUCACGGAGGCCGAUGAUGAAGACAUGCCGUUCUCCGGACACGCUCUAAUGGCGACCUGUCCACCUCCUAGCUACAUCUCCAACACGACGCCCGAACAGACAUAUCCUCACCAGACCUACGACCUACCUCACGCCAACCUCUCCACCUUGUUGAACCUCAGCCGACAGCUUGUUACUGAGGGGCAGAUCACGCCGAUUAUGGCGCUGCAGUGUCUCAAGAGCCACGAGCUCUAUCGCUCCUUGACACGCGAUGACAUCAAGAUUAUCAUGGAGACGCUCAACACGAAAGUGCGGUGUUACGGGUUCGGGGCCGUGGUGGAGGACUUUGAACUGAAAGAUUGCUUGAGCAGCGUGGUAGGCGCCAGGGUGGACUUGGGAGUUUCACAAGUCCACGACGAUAUGUUAUAUUCAUGA
Molecule: messenger RNA, 1272 nt
Organism: Aspergillus affinis
Lineage: Eukaryota; Fungi; Ascomycota; Eurotiomycetes; Eurotiales; Aspergillaceae
Gene: flbB
Product: protein flbB
Exons: 5
Coding region: 1-1272 (423 amino acids)
Cellular component (GO): RNA polymerase II transcription regulator complex
Molecular function (GO): transcription cis-regulatory region binding; DNA-binding transcription activator activity, RNA polymerase II-specific
Source: RefSeq, a predicted model, not a curated record